AUGCUCGUCACUGGCAUCAUCCUCGCGCCCGUUGCCAUGGCCACGCCAGCCGUCCAGGAUCUUGCCAACUUGAGGGCAGUCAUUGAAACGACGGCGAGUACCAUUGGAGACCUAAAAAAUCCCAACAGAGGCUGGGGUUUCUUCGGUAGCAGCAACGGCCAGAUGAGCACCGCAGACCUCAUAAACAACAUCACAAGUACAGUCCUGCAGUCAAAGUUCCAAAUCGAUACGAACAAGACAGCCUGGCUGAACCUCACGAGCUUAACAGCCGACCCGAAUUCCAACACCACCGUACCCUUGCCUGAGACACCAACCCUUCCCAUGAGCUCCAGCAUGGUCCUCCCUUCAACGCUGCCGACGGGAGCACCCAUCCCCGAGAAUACCACAGAUCUCUCGGCCCCAUAUGUUGAGUAUGUCUCAUCAAUACCCAAUUUGAGUACGUCUCUCAUCUCACUUGGUCGUGCCUGGCACCGUGAGAUGAAUGCUCCGGUCAAUCAGGCUGUUGCGGUACUACAAGAGAGCAUCAACUCACUUCAGAUCACCAUGCUGCAGAGCGAGCUCAUUGGUAGCCCAGCUGUGUUGCGGACUAUUCGCGCGAGUAGUUCACUGGAGAGCGCCCAGCUAGCAUGGAGUCGUUUCCUCAACCUACCCGGAAGUACAGGCCGUAAAGAAUCCGGUGAUGAUGCACCGGGUGCUUCCAGGAGGAGGUCCGUUCAGCGACUACCACCAGUAAACGGCAGACAAUACACACAUAAGGAGCUCUGGGGACGAAGAGAGAAUACAAGGGCCGGCGAUCUCGAUCACCACAACACUGUCGUCGAGUCGCCAGAGCAGGUUGGAGACCGUCAUGUCACAGCCCAGCUGUUCAAAGCGUAG
Boeremia exigua is the source of this 876-nucleotide messenger RNA. RefSeq lists its product as uncharacterized. The transcript has 2 exons. The record is from RefSeq and is a predicted model, not a curated record. NCBI's taxonomy places the organism in Eukaryota, Fungi, Ascomycota, Dothideomycetes, Pleosporales, Didymellaceae. The coding region runs from base 1 to 876 and encodes 291 amino acids.